Molecule: messenger RNA, 1137 nt
Organism: Zea mays
Lineage: Eukaryota; Viridiplantae; Streptophyta; Magnoliopsida; Poales; Poaceae
Biological process (GO): regulation of growth; regulation of DNA-templated transcription
Molecular function (GO): protein dimerization activity
Source: RefSeq, marked validated
GAGUCUUGACACGAGCUCCCACACGUACACUGCAUAAAUAGGCGAGCAGCGGGAGAGAGACGACCGACGAGGACGAAGAGGAAUUAAGCCAGCGAUCGAGGUGGUGUAGUGUAGCUUCCGAGCGAAGCUCCUACCGUUGCCGCCGGCCGGAGAUAUGUCGUCGGGCGGCCGACGUGGCAGGAUCAGCGACGACGAGAUCAACGAGCUGAUCUCCAAGCUCCAGGCGCUCCUCCCGGAAUCCUCACGCCGCCGGAACGCGAGCCGGUCGUCGGCGUCGAAGCUUCUGAAGGAGACGUGCGCCUACGUCAAGAGCCUGCACCGGGAGGUGGACGACCUCUCGGAGCGGCUGUCGGGGCUCAUGGAGACCAUGGACAACGACAGCCCCCAGGCCGAGAUCAUCCGGAGCCUCCUCCGGUGACUCCAGGUCCAGGUUCCAGCCAUGCAUGCCGCUUGCCGCCCCGGUCGUCCGGCGCGCGCGGCCGCCCUCUUCUGCUGCCUGCCAUCUAGCUAGCUGCCGCAGCCAGCGCAGGUGCACUGGAGAUUGGAGAAGGAGAAGACGACGACGCACGGCCGAGCUUGUUUGUUCGCUCGUUUAUUUGUUACGGCGACGACCUUAAUUGUGUUCCUUUGUUUUUAAUUUGUUCUCCUCCUCCUCCUCCUCCUCAUUCGGGUGCGUGUUUGUUUCCGUGUUGAAUUAGUUCAAGAGCAAGAGCCCUUGCUCAGAAGAAGGCGACCAAGUGCUCUACUCGAUCUUCUCGUGUACCACGCCAGGGGGGGUUAGUAGAGUAGAGAUAAUAUAUGGACUUCUAUUAACCAACUAAUACCACGUACUGGUAGGUUGUAGUUGCAGUAGACUACUGGUAGUAGGGUGUAGUUUUGCAGUAGACUACAGUAGCAGCUCUACAUUGCAGAUGCGUCCAAAGAGUUGUUGUUGUUCUGUAGAUUGCAUGCUGCUCUUGUCUCUGUCCUUUAGCUUACGCCAAUGGGCGGCGGACAAGGAGCUGAACGACGACCACUCUGUCUGGUGGAGACAAAUAUAUACACUAUCACGUGAUUUUCCUCUCUUUAGCUCCAUCCUGAUGUAACUUGGUAAUUUACUCCAUCCCUCCGUCUUUUUUUUUUGUUAUAGUUCUUUUA